AUGAUCUGCUGCGGCGUCGGGGGUGUUCAAAGCCAGACGAUCACCGUGGACCGGCAGAUGAAGCGAUAUGAGGUGCCUCGUGUCGUCUUCAUCAACAAGCUGGAUCGCUACGGCUCAGACCCUUUCUUGGUCCUGGGACAGAUUCGCAAGAAACUUGGUCUGACGUGUCAGCCGGUGCAGCUGCCCAUUGGGGAAGAAGACAACUUCACAGGCUUGUGCGACCUCGUGGCACAGAAGGCCAGCUUCUUUGAAGGAAAGGACGGCAUCAGUCGGCGCAUAGCCGAAAUUCCGGAAAACAUGAAAGAGAAGGUCGCGGAGCACCGCGCCAAUCUGCUAGAAACCUUGGCGGACGUGGACGACGAGUUUGCAGAGAUCUUCUUGGAGAGUGAAGACAUUCCGGAAGAUGCCAUUCAUGCGGCAAUCCGCCGCACGACGCUGGCGCGGACGUUUUGUCCUCUUUUCAUGGGCUCUGCCUACAAGAACAAGGGCGUGCAGGACCUCUUGGACGGCAUUUGCCGGUACUUGCCGUCCCCACUGGAUCGAAAGAACACAGCGAUGAGCGCGCUGAAUGAGGAGGAGACGAUCGAACUAACCUCUGACCCCAAGGCGCCUUUGGUUGGCUACGCAUUCAAGAUCCAGGACCAUGCCAUGGCAGGUCAGGUGACCUACAUGCGUGUCUAUCAAGGCAAGAUCUCCAAGGGGGACCAGAUCGUGAACAUGAUGAACGAGAAGAGGCUCUCAGUGAAGCGCCUGGUUCGCAUGCACUCCAACGAAGUGAAGGAUGUCAGCGAGGCCUCAGCCGGUGAUAUCGUGGCGUUGGCAGGCAUGGAGUGCGAAUCUGGAGUGACUUUCACCGAUGGCAAGGCGAAAGUCACGCGCGGUGAUGUCGUUGUCUGUGACUGCAUCGCGCGACGAUCAAGCCCGGUUUCAGAAGGCUCUGCUCUGGUUCAGCAUGUUGCCAUGCAGGGUGCUGCAAGAAUCGGUGGGUUGAACUUCGUGUCAGAGGUCCAAGAGCCGAGCAAUGACUAG
Symbiodinium sp. CCMP2592 is the source of this 1029-nucleotide messenger RNA. Lineage: Eukaryota; Dinophyceae; Suessiales; Symbiodiniaceae. The record is from the annotation of a GenBank genome assembly.